Molecule: messenger RNA, 1194 nt
Organism: Galleria mellonella (greater wax moth)
Lineage: Eukaryota; Metazoa; Arthropoda; Insecta; Lepidoptera; Pyralidae
Gene: ninaA
Product: peptidyl-prolyl cis-trans isomerase, rhodopsin-specific isozyme-like
Exons: 6
Coding region: 93-803 (236 amino acids)
Biological process (GO): protein peptidyl-prolyl isomerization
Cellular component (GO): intracellular membrane-bounded organelle
Molecular function (GO): peptidyl-prolyl cis-trans isomerase activity
Source: RefSeq, a predicted model, not a curated record
UUAACUGUUUUUUCCAUUACCUGAUUCCAUAUACAAAGUAGUAUUCAUUUGGGUAUCUCUUGAAAUACAACCGCUGUGCUAUUACGAAUAUUAUGAAGUUGCAAAAUUUUUUAUUGUUUUUAGUUUGUUUUUUAAAGUGCUUUUACUUAGUUAGAGCACGACAGUUCAGAGUUACUGAUCAAGUAUAUCUAGAUAUUCGUGACGAGAACAAGGACUUAGGCAGAAUUGUGAUUGGCUUAUUUGGAGAUUUAGCACCAAAGGCUGUAAAGAAUUUUAAGGUACUGGCUACGAAAGGAAUCAAUGGAAUGACUUACAAAGGCACCAGUUUCAAUCGUAUAAUAAAGAGAUUUAUGAUACAAGGAGGAGAUGUUGUCUCUGAUGACGGAACUGGUUCAAUAAGUAUUUAUGGGGAUACAUUUGAAGACGAAAAUCUGGAUACACAACAUAGUAUGGCCGGAUUUGUAUCGAUGGCUAAUAAAGGAACAAAUACUAACGGUUGUCAAUUUAUAAUAACUACAGUUGGGGCACCGUGGUUGGAUAAUUUACAUACUGUCAUUGGAAAGGUGGUAGAAGGUCAGAAUGUGGUGCAUGUGGUGGAACACACGCCCACGGACGCACAAGACCGGCCCACGCGGCGCGUUUACGUUGCAGAUUGCGGACUUCUAUCAACGCCACAGCCCUUUUACAUUUCCGACGACCCAUAUGACUUCUGGGCGUGGAUCAAGGCGUCUACAGUACCACUCACCAUGUCCUUUUCGAUAUUAGGAUUUUUUCACUGGAUGAUGAGAAAAAUGGAGAUAUAAAUAUCUGUAUCUUUAAUAAUUGCUAUUUAAAAUAUUAAUCUUUUUUUUUAUUUUCUACUACUGAAUUAAUGUUAUUUACCUUAAAAUGUUACCGUUUGAUUCCUAUUUUUUUUGGCAAUAUGAUAUUUUAAAAUAACCACAAAGAUGAAAUUUCAUACAAUUGCACGUAAAAUAAAAGAGAAUGGAUGCGACUCUGGUUUCUUUAAAUUGAUAAUUUUUUUAUUGAUUGUUAAAAACUAAAACAUCGUCAAUAAUAUAAAAAAGAGUCUCGUAAUGGGAUAAUUAUUUAUUUAAGUUAGAUAUUAAGAAAAAAUACUACCUAGGUAUCUACUUAAUUAAUAUGUACAGAGAUUGUUUUAUUUUUACAUUUUUUUUUAACAAAUUCAGUAAA